AUGGCUAUGGUGAAAGCAAGUAGCGAGCGCCAGCAGUUUGCGCUUCUAGGCCUGCAGACUAGCAAAUGCUCCAGCUGGUCCACAAGCCCAUUGCCGCAGUCGAGAGUGUCGUCCGACUCGAAAAAAGCUGGGGCCCCUCAAACCUGUCCUCCAGAGACAGUCUUAUGCGGAAAGAUCACAAUAUUCGUAAACGCGGACUUCGACUGA
Molecule: messenger RNA, 207 nt
Organism: Opisthorchis viverrini
Lineage: Eukaryota; Metazoa; Platyhelminthes; Trematoda; Opisthorchiida; Opisthorchiidae
Exons: 2
Coding region: 1-207 (68 amino acids)
Source: RefSeq, a predicted model, not a curated record